ACUAGAUAUUGAAUCCACGUUGUGUGACUUAUGCAGGGUACCAUUUCUCAUAUAAAAAACGUCAAUACAAUUCUGUGAGUAUCCAGGAUUUUAGAGUUUGUGUGUUUCCAUGGAUACAACUAAAUUCUUGGACAAAAAGGAGAGAGAGAAGCAGAUUUCUGUUGAUCCAAUUUCCCUACAAGAAUCAGGGAAUACGCAAUUAGUCAUGCCUCUUCCACUUCCACCAUCGAGUAAAUUCUUGAGCUACAGCCUCCCAAAUUCGGCUUCUUCGUCACCGCGAUUUCUCCCCAAGAAAAAACCUCGGAGAAAUCAAGGCCGACUGUCUCCUCUUUCUGUUAAUCCAUUGGCCAGGCAACAUUCCGUCGCAAUUAGUAAUCUAGAACGUCUACGUGAAAACUACUUGCGACGGAGUAAGUCGUGUAGCGAAAACCGGGCAUCGCAACAAUCGGAUGAGUUGGAUCUUUGGUUGACUAAAAUCAAUGGCAAUUACAAAACCGAUCCCAAAAUUGUCAAGAAUAACAUCGAUGAUACGAUAGAAGAUAAGUUCAGAUGUGGAGUUCUAUGUUUGUUCAUUCCAAGAUUUGGUAACAAGGGAAAACUAGUAAAAUCCAAAACGGAUCAAGAGGAACCGCAUAUAGUUUCCAAGAGAGUAUCCCUCGAGAAAUUCGAAUGUGGGUCAUGGACUUCAUCGGCGAUUCUCAACGACGAUGAUGGAGAUUCAUCGAAUUUUUUCUUUGAUUUGCCAAUGGAGCUAAUGAGAUGCAACACAAACGAUACAGAUUCGCCGAUGACAGCGGCUUUCUUGUUCGAUAAUGAUCGAAAAGGGGUUCUUAAAAACACUACAUCAUCAUCUAAAAUGCAACAUGGGAAAUCGCAUGAAUCCGCACGUCAUGUUCGUUAUUCUACAUCGUAUCCAGAUUCACCAACUUCUUGCAUUACUCCUCGGCUCGCAAAGGCAAGGGAGAAUUUCAAUGCAUUCUUGGAAGCACAAAGUGCAUGACAAGAAAUGAAUCUUAAUUUUGUAUUAAUGGCUAUUUCCUUUGUUAUUAAGAAAUGGUGCCCUAAAAGCACGAAGUUGUACUUCCAA
Molecule: messenger RNA, 1087 nt
Organism: Olea europaea var. sylvestris
Lineage: Eukaryota; Viridiplantae; Streptophyta; Magnoliopsida; Lamiales; Oleaceae
Exons: 1
Coding region: 110-1000 (296 amino acids)
Biological process (GO): photosystem I assembly; response to photooxidative stress
Cellular component (GO): chloroplast thylakoid membrane
Source: RefSeq, a predicted model, not a curated record